This is a messenger RNA of Anolis sagrei ordinatus, 2455 nucleotides long. Its product is annotated as 5'-nucleotidase domain-containing protein 2-like. Lineage: Eukaryota; Metazoa; Chordata; Lepidosauria; Squamata; Anolidae. Gene Ontology annotation, molecular function: 5'-nucleotidase activity. The record is from RefSeq and is a predicted model, not a curated record.
CUCUCUGUCUGUGUCUCCCCGGCCGGAGCCAUGGCCCCUUCUCCGCUUCUCCUGCUCCCUCCUCGGCGCCUCUGGGUCCACUGCGCCCGCUUCUGCUCCGGGGCGGCCUCCGAGGCCCCCUCGGCCUCCCCCCCGCCGCCCCGCCCGCCCUACGGCAGCGGCCGCAAAGAGCCCGCUUCCCGCGCCUACUCCAGCAGCGCCCCGGCCCCCUCCAGCGCGGAUAACAAGAGCUUCCUCUGGGCGCGCUAUGGGGAGAUGAAGCGCCUGGUGCAAGAUUUGCUCCCGCCAGGCGUCUGCAAUCUUCUGAACCCCUCGACCAUCUAUGCCAACAAUGAGAUCUCACUGAAUACUAUUGAGGUCUAUGGCUUUGACUAUGACUACACUCUGGCAUUGUACUCUCCUGCCCUCCAUUCCCGCAUCUAUAACACUGCCCGAGACAUCCUUGUGGAGCAGUAUAAGUAUCCAAAGGGCAUCUUGGAGUACGAAUACUGGCCCACUUUUGCCAUUCGAGGUUUGCACUACGACAUUGCGAAGGGUUUGCUCAUGAAGAUAGAUGCCUUUCACUACAUCCAACUGGGCACUGUGUACAGGGGUUUGAAACCUGUUCCAGAUGAUGAAGUGUUGGAGAUGUAUGACGGUACCCAUCACAUCCCGCUGCAUCAGGCGAGUGGCUUCUACGGAAAGGGUCCAGCCAUAAAGCAAUUUAUGGACAUCUUUUCUCUGUCUGAAAUGACCCUCCUGGCCGUAGCCAAUGACUUCUUCAUCAGCAACGACAUUGAUUAUGAUCCAAUCCAUCUCUACAAAGAUGUGACGGAUGCCAUCCGGGAUGUUCACAUCAAAGGUUUUAUGUACAAGUGGAUUAUGCAAGAUUUGGAGAAGUACAUUCUGCGUGGGGAUGAGACCUAUGCUGUGCUGCACCGCCUGGCCAAAAGUGGCAAGAAGCUCUUCCUCAUCACCAACAGCCCUUUCAGCUUUGUGGAUAAAGGGAUGCGGUACAUGGUGGGUAAAGACUGGCGGGACUUCUUUGACGUCGUCAUCGUCCAAGCGGACAAGCCUCAUUUCUUCAAUGAUUGUGUCAAACCUUUCCGUAGACUGGACGGCAAUGGGGACUUGCAGUGGGACAAAAUAAGUAGGCUGGAGAAAGGACAGGUGUAUAAACAGGGCAAUCUCUUUGAUUUCCUUCGGCUGACAGGCUGGCGUGGAUCUAAAGUCCUCUACUUUGGCGACCAUCUUUACAGUGAUUUGGCGGAUCUGAUGCUGCGGCAUGGCUGGAGGACAGGGGCCAUAGUUCCUGAGCUGGAAACGGAGACAAAAAUGGUGAACACUGAGCAGUACUCGCAAGCGCUCACAUGGCUGCAAGCCUUAACUGGAUUAUUGGAGCGUAUGCAGAUGUUCCAGGAUCCAGAAUCCCAGCAGGUGCUGCAGGACUGGAUGAAGGAGAGACAGGAACUCAGGGCACUCACCAAGAACCUCUUCAACCCUCAGUUUGGAAGCAUUUUCCGCACGUGCCACAACCCCACGUAUUUCUCCAGGCGCCUGUGCCGAUUUUCGGACAUCUACAUGGCCUCGCUCAGCUGCUUACUCAACUACGACCUCAACUACACCUUUUACCCGAGACGCACCCCGUUGCAGCAUGAGGCGCCCCUGUGGAUGGACCAGCUCUGCACCGGCUGCAUGAAGACUCCCUUUCUGGAGGAGAUGGCACACAUCCGCUAAGGACCUUGGAACCAGCGGAGGUCUUGCCUCCCUGUCUCUCACCUCCUAAGGGCUGUGGCGUAUGGACUGCGGCCUUUCGUGGCUGUUUUUCUUAAACUGGAUUGCCCGUCCUUUGUGGUGCAUGUGUGUCAAAUUUCCAAAAGUAGAGUGCCUGCUAGGAAUUUCUCAACUGUUUUCCAAAUGUCCCAACCGUACACAUGUUGACAUAGGAAGUGCUUGGUUGGCGUACAGACCAGGAUCCAAGCAUCUUCCAUAUUCUUUCCAAGAGCUCCAUCAAGCUUGGGGCCAGUGUGAAAUUGAUCUGUGGCCUCUUAGUAGGGAGUGGUCUGUCUUAUGUAUUUCACAGUCAUGAGAAGCAGUCCUUUGCAUUGGACUUGUGUCCAUUUCUCUUGAGGUGGGGGAGCAUCACCCUGACAGCACACAUUCAGAUCUACUUGGUUUUGUCACUCCAGCCAGCAGGCAUCUCAGCUACUUCUCUCCCCGCACAAGAUCUACAGGUGCUUUGUAUUGUUUGAAGUUUACAUCCCCCAACAUACUGUUGGGUUCUGGGUUUUUCUCUCCCUUCCCCUUGCUUGCCACAAAAAAGUACAGGGUAGCUAUGGUGAAGGGAGGUUUGGGGAGGGAAAAUCUUGUCCCCCGGUGAAGUGGUAGGGACAAGAGGUGCUAUGGGGUGGGAAGUGGGCCUUUAACUGAUAACUGGAAUUUUGUAAUUUUCAAUAAAGUCUUUCUGAAAUAUUCA